CCCAGACCCGCCAAAGCAGUAAGAUGGGAUCGAUGGGAAGCAGCAGCUGCAAUUAUCUGCAAUAUUAUUUCAGUACCGUAAACAACGUCUUCCUCCACCUUCUUCUCUGCUCCUCCUUAAUUAUCACCUUCAAUGUUACUAGUGCCAGCAGCAGCUCCCACCAACUCACCUUGUCAACCCUACAACGUGAUGCCGCAGCAGUUGAUGAUGAUGAUGUUGUAUGUGAAAACAAGGAUUGUGGGCAGGGAACAUGUUUUGCUACAAAUACUUCAGUUCUGGGCUUUGACUGUGAUUGCCAUCACGGUUGGAAGAAGAUGCAAUUGGGCCCCUUAACCUUCCCCUCUUGCGUCAUUCCCAACUGCACGCUGGAUUUCCAGUGCGGCAACGGAGCUCCGCCGCCGCCCCCACCUCCGCCGCCACCGCUAAAUCUGACAAGCCCCUGCAACUUUGUGUGGUGUGGCGAUGGGAACUGCAUCGUGAAUGGAACUGGACACUAUUGCCAAUGUAACGAUGGCUCCGCGAACUUGUUCAAUAUGACGUCGACGGCUUGCUUCAAACAAUGUUCCUUCGGACUGGACUGCAACAGCUUGGGCUUAGGGUCGGAUCCCCCCCCGCCACCCACUAAUUCAGCUUCUCCAACAAAACAUGAUGACGCAGCAAAUAGCUCAAAGAAUCUUCGGGCACUGGCUGUGCUGGCGUUAUCGGCUUCCUUCCUAACAUGGAUUUAGAGGGCACGUGGAUGGGAAUGGGUGACGUUCUUCCAGGCGCAGGCCGUGCUGUUUCUGCAAUUAUCUGAAACAUGGGUUCCUAUGUGAUAUAUAAAAUAAGUGUAGUUUUAUAUGCCUAUUAUUAUUAAUCUUUUGUCUGGUGUUUUUAGGAAAUGAUUCUUCCUUUACAGUGUGGUCUGGGAGAUGAUUCACUUUUACUCGUAACCUUUAUUCUUAAUUUAUAAAAAAUAGAGACAUU
Diospyros lotus (date-plum) is the source of this 966-nucleotide messenger RNA. RefSeq lists its product as uncharacterized. The coding region runs from base 24 to 728 and encodes 234 amino acids. The record is from RefSeq and is a predicted model, not a curated record. The transcript is spliced from 6 exons. NCBI's taxonomy places the organism in Eukaryota, Viridiplantae, Streptophyta, Magnoliopsida, Ericales, Ebenaceae.